Molecule: messenger RNA, 1575 nt
Organism: Rotaria sordida
Lineage: Eukaryota; Metazoa; Rotifera; Eurotatoria; Philodinida; Philodinidae
Source: the annotation of a GenBank genome assembly
AUGUAUAAAACAUUUACGUCAUACAAAAAGCACAUUCAUCGGCAUCAUGAAAAUUUACUUCAUCCAGUAUGUCAACAACAAGAAAAUGCCGUUAUUAAUGAUAUGGAUACAUUAGCAAUUCAGCAACCUGAUGCAACAGUUAUAUAUCCAGAUACAGCUGAUAAUAAUCAUGACAAUGUUAUAUAUGCAGAUUUUGAUGACGAUCUUGAUAAUCAAUGGAACACUCUAACAACAAAUAUUUCUAGUAAAGAUGAAAAAAUAAAUCUUCUUACAGUUCAACAACAAUUCAUCCGAUUUUUACUUGAAAUGAGAGAAAAACACAUUUUGCCUCAAACAGUGAUUCAAUCCAUUACAACACAUAUAAUCAAUUUACUAGAUAGCGUAGUUGAGCUUGUAGAAGAACAAGCAAAACAAGAAAAUAUGACUCAACAACAAUCAACAACAACUAUUUCUGUUGAUGGAAUGCGCAAAACAGUAAAACAGAUAGAACAAUCAAUUAUUCUCUCAACUCGAAAUGAAUAUCAAUUUAUACAAUCUUGUCAAAAGUUUUUCAAUUAUUCACCACCUAUAGAAAAUGUUUUAUCAUCAAAUCAUUUGAAAAAAGAAUAUUCAUAUCAUAUACCUAUACGAAACACUUUAGAGAAAAUUUUACAAAAAGAUGAAAUGAUACCACUUCUAAUUGAUAAUAUUCAACAUCAAACUUCAAUAACACAUAAUGAUCCAGAUUUAAUGUUUUCAAGACGGGACGGUGUUAAAGGUAAAAUAUUUAAAAAUCAAUCAUUUUUAAUUCAAUUAUAUGUCGAUGGCAUCGGUGUCACAAAUCCGAUAGGUCCGAAGAAGGACCAACACAAAUUGACACUUCUAUUUGUUACAUUUAACAGUCAAUUACAUUUUACAUUUACGACAAUUGCUGCUGAUAAUUUAGCAGCACAUGAAAUCGCUGGUAUGCAACAAACAUUCAGUUCCGGAUAUUUUUGUAGGAGAUGUUUAAUAACCUAUGAAAAUCGACUUAUACCAUUAACCGAUAUUCACUUCAUUCAACAAACACAUCUUCAACAUACAAAAUGUUUACAAUUACUUGAAAAUAAUCCACACAUAAAAUCAAUGUAUGGUGUUAUUGGUCCAAGUCCACUUGAUAAUUUAAUAAGUUUUGACACAACUGCUUCUCUUCCGGGCGAUGUGAUGCACGAUUAUUUCGAAGGUGUAUGUCCGAUCAUUAUCAUGGCGAUGUUAAAGGAAGCAUCAAAUUUAAAGCUGAUUACUUUUGCUGCUAUUCAAGAGAAAACAGAAAAUUUUUCUUAUGGUGAAUUAGAUGCAUCAAAUAAACCUCCUUCUAUACAAGUUAAACAUCUAAACAAUGAUCGUAUUACUGGAAGUGCAGCUCAAAAAUUCUAAAGAGAAAAGUUAUUUUCGUCGAAAACAAACGAAAAACCAACAUCAUCAUCAUCAACACCAAAUGAUACAGCAUUAUUAAUUAUAGAUGAAAAUCAACAAGAUGAUGAACAUGAAAAUCAAUCAGCAGAAGCAUCAAUAAAUGUAUCAUCUAUCGAAACUAUUAUUACAACUGAAAAUUGA